Molecule: messenger RNA, 3616 nt
Organism: Oreochromis niloticus (Nile tilapia)
Lineage: Eukaryota; Metazoa; Chordata; Actinopteri; Cichliformes; Cichlidae
Product: deoxyribonuclease-1
Exons: 9
Coding region: 131-1003 (290 amino acids)
Biological process (GO): DNA catabolic process
Cellular component (GO): nucleus
Molecular function (GO): deoxyribonuclease I activity; DNA binding
Source: RefSeq, a predicted model, not a curated record
UUCUUUUUUCUGCUGCACUUCUCCAUUUUCUUCCUCUGUUUUGAUUCAGCAGACGUUUGAACAAUUCAUCACACACUGUGUAUUGAUCGUCUAAAACAGAGUUGAUUAUCUCUUUCAGAAUCAAGUCAGAAUGAAGAUAGCAGCCUUUAAUGGCAAGAACCUGGGACAGAAGAAAGUCCAUGACAAGUUUGUCAUCAAACACCUCACCAAGAUCAUAUCUCGGUACAGUGUGAUUGUCAUGCUGGAGGUGGUGGAUAAGAGCGGCAAAGCCAUGGAAACGUUACUUCAAGAACUCAACAAAACUGAAAAACAACCCUACCUAAAGACUGCCAGCAAACAACUGGGACGAGACACCUACAAGGAGCAGUACGUCUGUUUCUACAGACCAGAUGAAGUGACCCUGAAGGAUUCACACCAGUAUGAAGAUAAUCAGGCUGGAGAUGAAGAUGCUUUUGCCAGAGAGCCUUUCAUCCUGCGCUUCGAUUGUCCAACUACAGUUGUUGAAGAUCUGGUCCUGAUUCCAGUCCACACAAAGCCAGAUGACACUCCGAAGGAGCUGGACGAGCUGCAUGAUGUGGUUGAAGACAUCAGGAAGAAAUGGAAAAAUGAUAACAUUAUGAUUUUGGGGGACUUUAAUGCAGAUGGACCUUAUCUCUCCAAGAAGAAGAAGGAAAAGAUCCGCAUCUGCUCUCCUCCCUACAAGUGGCUCAUUGCUGACGAUGUCGACACCACGGCUAGCAACAAAAAUGAUAACACCUACGACAGAAUUGUGGUGUAUGGGGACACUAUGCUGAAUGCCAUCGUCCCCAACUCGGCCAAGUCUUUCAACUUUCAGAAAGAGUUUAACCUGACCGAUGAGGAGGCCCGGGGCAUCAGUGACCAUUACCCCGUGGAGGUGGAGCUGAAGACCAAAGAUGCGACUGCGAUGGCGUCUGGGGAAGGAAAACGGAAGCAAGGACAAGCAUCCAACACGCCAACCAAGAGAGGACGUAAGAAUGUUUAGUGUUAAACUUGCUAUUAAUUUUUAAAAUUUGUGUUGCUCCAGUUAAAGUGUGUAAUUUUUUUUUUCAAUUCAGUUUUUCUUCAGAUUUAACUGAAAUCAAAUCAAGGUUAUUUUUUGGAUAUCAUUCACUCACAGAAAUUAUGUUCAAUAAAAAGAACCUGAUUCACAAGUUGCUUCAUGUUAUGAGUAGCACUUGGCCAGGGUGCGACAAAAGAACUUCCUUUUAACAAGAAGACACCAGUACCUGGUGUGUGCUGCACAAUAUGUACACCCUACUGAACAUACCCACUUUAAAUAAAACAGCGGUGAAAAUGCAACUUUCUUGUGUCCUUCAGAGGCUGAACUCCCUGACAGUUUCAAUCAAUGACCAUAAGUAAGAGGCCUUUCAGGUGCCUCUGUGUUAUCUUGAGUUCUUUUCUAACAUCCUGAGCAGUUGUAAAAAGGAACCUUCUCUUUGUCAGGCGCUGUCAUAAAGUCUCAAACAUUUUAGGAAAAUAUUAAGUAAUUUGGAUUGAAGCAAACAGGAAAUGCAAGGUGUUGUUGUCUUUAUAACUGCCUCCUCACAUCCUUUUGUGCAUCCUUUUUCCUCAACUAUCGCAUGUUUCAGUCCCAUUUAUUCCCCGCUGCCUCGGUCUCAGUAUGAUAGAUUGUUGUUACUCAUGCUUUAGUGGAUGUGGAUUUCUACUCCCUGGGAAGCCUCCACUUCACAGAUCGGUGGUAUGUUACUCAUUAUCUUGAGCUGAAUUGAGCUAUUUCACUGGUAGUACACAGGUGUGACACGUGCAGCUGGAUCAGCCUCAUACAGACUGCCUUCUCCGCGCAGACGACAACAUUUGUCUUUAUCAUCUGUGACGUUAACACUGUUUUAUAACAGCUGUUGGUCAAACAGUUGAGUCGUAGACUUGAUUUUCAGGAGCCGCUGCAGACAUACCAGGAAAUAAACGUGGGGAAUAUUUGGUCUUUAAUGAUGCGUGUCUGCUUUAACACGACACACAGUCUGCUGUGCCGUUGGUUUUCACUUCUCCCCAUUAACACGAUGAAGAACAAUAAGUUAAACGGUUCAGUAAAUGUUAUUGUUCUGCAGACACACACUUUGAUAUCCUCCUGAGAACUGAGGUAAAUAGUAUCUGUCAGAGUAACUUUUUGUGAUUUACGUGCCCACUGCAGAGGACAUAAUGAACAGGCGGGGUCUCAGGAGGAUAUGACUUGAGGAUGUUCGGCCCUACAACUAAGACAUGCAUGUUAUAGCUUCUCCACUCAGAUGCAGCGUUAAUCCAUUAAGGGUGCACUGUGAUUAACCUGUGGCACACCUGCCACUAGCAUUUACUAGAAAGCGGGAUUUUGUUUCAUCCUGGUAAUUUCAAGGUUUUGUUUUCUGCGAAUGUGAUUAACGUCUUACCUGGGUUACUAUGGCGAUUAUAAAUCAACAGGUAUGAAAUUACCACGCACUCUCCUGUCAGUUCUCCGAAAAAGUAGUGUCCCAAGAAAUGAUUAUAGACUCAACUUUAUUAUUUGAUUUUUUUCUCCUGUUUGCUGGGAACAAUGCUACAACAGUUUUAUUGUUUUAUAAACAUCAGCCUCAGUUUGCACGUAGACUUCAGUUUUAAUAUUUGUCUUUUACUCUCAGAGUGUUAAACAUCAGUGGCGCUGCAGCUGAAAAAAACCUAAAACUGUCCUUUAAAGAUAAAUUUAAUAAAAUACUCGAUUACCAGAUUCUCUGUUAACUUACACAGCUGGAUGGCUUGCUGUAGGCUUCAAAUCAAAUUGUCAAAUUUGAUUGUCGUAAUCCUUCUUUCAGUCUGAUCAUUCAUUGAUCGCUGCUGAUAGUAAAUUAUACUCCACAGUGAGUUAUUAUCACGUAGCUGAUUUAUUGUCUUACUGGGUUGUUUUCAUUAUGUAUUAUGUGUGUAACAUCUUCAUAUUUUUACUAAAUUAUAUAUUAUUUUUCCUUUGGCACAAUAAUUAAUCAGUGUGAUUGGUCAGAUGCUGUCAGCUCCACACCUUUUACGUGACACGCUCAUACCUGCAACAGGAAACACUGCUUUAACUUAGCUGAAAACAGCCUUCGUGUGACCACUUAUCCUGACUGCCAGUGUCAGUGUUAGAGACCAGGAAAGAAACGCCGGUGUCCUGGAUUCAUUCUGACAGUUGCUAUAUUGCAUCCAGACAUGUGCUCUGCAACUGUAACUGUAUUUACUGCUGCCUAAAAAAACAAGUCAAUAAACUUUGGAUAAAAUGUCAUAUUACUAUAUUUAGGAUGAUUACUUAUGUGGGAAUAUCACCAACUUAACUCGCAGGCUUUGCUUGUGUGUGAAAAAUAACUCACAACAAUAAAUAAACAAAAUCAAAUAAAUGCAUUUAUAAAGACAUAUUUUACGACACAUCUGUUUGACAUUAAUCUGAAACAUCGGUUCAGGAACGCUGCUGCUUUGCUUUCUUCUUUUACCUUUUGGGGUUUUUAUGUUUUCAUGCUGUCUUUUCUCCUUUUGUUUGGCUUCUUGUUUUGCUGGAGUUUAAUUUUGUUAUUUUCACUGUGUUCCAUCAUUGUAAACCCACACAUGUGUUUCAUGUUUCUAUCCUCUCCGUUUUGGACAUUCAGUUUAUGUAGUGAAA